AUGAAAAUCUACACCAUGCCUAUCUCCCAGCCCGCGCGGGCUCUGUCCUGGGCCUGUGCCUGCGAAGGCACCCCGGUGGAGGAGGUCCAGAUCAUGCCUGGCAAGGACACGAGAAGCGAGGACUACAAGAAGCAGGGGGCUAUUUUUGCAGUUCCCCGCUUGGAGGAGGACGGCUUCAUCCUCAACGAAAGCCACGCGAUCAUGGCGUACCUCGGCGACCGAUUUAACUGGAAGCUCUAUCCCAAAGAGCCUCGCACGCGUGCACGAGUCCACCAGUACAUGAACUGGCACCACCAGAACACGCGCCGCAUUACCAUCGCCCUCUUCGCACCGGUGAUGAGACCGGAUAUGCAGAUACCGCAGCCUACGAUUGAUAUGUGGAUGAAGGAGAUCAAGAUCACGCUGCAAACCAUUGAGCGCUGGCUGUCGGAGAGCACAUGGCUCUGCGGUUCAGAGCCGACUGUGGCAGAUUUGUCCUGCUAUUGCGAGGUGGGCCAGUGCUUGGACAAGUACACGGGACUCUUCGCCGUGAAUGACAUAGACCUCUCAGCGUAUCCGAAGAUCCAGCAGUGGCUGGUAGCUUGCGAGGGAUUGCCCGGCUACGAGAAGAGCCACACAGCGCUGAAGCAGCUUGGCCCCACCAUCCGGCGCAAGGCCGAAAAGCUGAAGUCCAAGCUGUGA
Symbiodinium natans is the source of this 681-nucleotide messenger RNA. NCBI's taxonomy places the organism in Eukaryota, Dinophyceae, Suessiales, Symbiodiniaceae. The record is from the annotation of a GenBank genome assembly.